GGUGUGGAGGUCCUGGUGAACGAGCCCUAUGAGAAGGAUGGAGAGAAGGGCCAGUACACACACAAGAUCUACCACUUACAGAGCAAAGUACCUACAUUCGUUCGAAUGCUGGCCCCCGAGGGAGCCCUGAAUAUUCACGAGAAAGCAUGGAAUGCCUACCCUUACUGCAGAACCGUUAUUACAAAUGAGUACAUGAAAGAAGACUUCCUGAUUAAAAUUGAAACCUGGCACAAACCAGAUCUUGGCACACAGGAGAAUGUGCAUAAGCUGGAGCCUGAGACAUGGAAACAUGUGGAAGCCAUAUAUAUAGACAUCGCAGAUCGAAGCCAAGUACUUAGCAAGGAUUACAAGGCAGAGGAAGACCCAGCAAAAUUUAAAUCUGUCAAAACAGGCCGAGGACCCUUGGGCCCAAAUUGGAAGCAAGAACUUGUAAAUCAGAAAGACUGCCCCUAUAUGUGUGCAUACAAACUGGUUACUGUCAAGUUCAAGUGGUGGGGCCUGCAGAGCAAAGUGGAAAACUUUAUACAUAAGCAAGAGAGGCGUCUGUUUACAAAUUUCCAUAGGCAGCUGUUUUGUUGGCUUGAUAAGUGGGUUGACCUGACUAUGGAUGACAUUCGGAGGAUGGAAGAAGAGACAAAGAGACAGCUGGAUGAGAUGAGACAAAAGGACCCAGUGAAAGGAAUGACAGCAGAUGACUAAAGCCACCCCUCCCUUUCUGCACUGUAUGUACUUUAUUCCUCACUGUGCAUGUCAUAGAAGCAAAAACUUGGUUUGGGUCCUCAAGGCCCCAGCGGCUCACCAUGGAGUCAGAAAACCGACCUCACCCCUCAUCUUUCACUGUAGUAGUGAUGAUGGCUGCCAUGUUAAAGGCGAGCUCUUGGGCUUUCACUGAAAAGGAUUAUGGCUUCCAAAGGCUGUGGAUGCAGAAACAAAGCUCAUGUGCCAUUCAUCACUUCCCCUCUUGGAACUCGAGCCAUGUCGAGGAGACACCAGCAUGCUUGUGCCUAUCCUGUACUCUUCAUGUCAGAGCCAGUUCCACACUGCCAAAUACUGGCAGGCAUUCCCUGCCCUGCCCCCUGAAAAAUCUGCUGGCCAAACAGCUUUUAUAAGCAUUCUCUGUUGUGUUUGGUUCUUCAUUUCCUUCUCUAUGACCCGGGGUCCCAUACUGAGUAACAAAGGCAACACCUUUCAGAUAGUGGGGCAGUGCUGCUGCCCAGGUCAUAGGGCCGGAAGUAGGGUGUCACUUGAUUUAUAUUGUCACUCCCCUGGCGUGCUUCCUUUGUUAGCUUCCAGUGCUGUCUCCCCAGUAUUCUGCACACCUGCAGAUCCAAGAUAUUGUCGCAGCCCAGAGUGGUCAUGAAUGAAACCCUGGCCCUACUCAAACUGAGAAAAUAAUUUCAUCAAAUAAAAAAAUUGGCUGUGCAAUGCAAACCUCUGCAUGCUCUUGCUGCCUAUGUCCUUAAAGCAGCUUCUGGAAGACAGAAGGGUAGGAUUAAGUGGAUUCUUGCAGUGCCAGCUUCCUGGUCACUGCUGGGGCCUUAGUGUCCUCUCUCCCAUUUCCCUCCCCACGAGCUGGCAUCCUGGCUCUUGAAAUUUCUCUGUUCAAGAUGAUUUGCAGUAUGCUUCUAUCUUCUUCUCUUGCUUCCUU
Messenger RNA from Fukomys damarensis (Damara mole-rat), 1648 nucleotides. RefSeq names its product phosphatidylinositol transfer protein alpha (gene Pitpna). The record is from RefSeq and is a predicted model, not a curated record. The coding region runs from base 106 to 699 and encodes 197 amino acids. Gene Ontology annotation, biological process: phospholipid transport. Gene Ontology annotation, cellular component: cytoplasm. Gene Ontology annotation, molecular function: phosphatidylinositol transfer activity; phosphatidylcholine intramembrane carrier activity; phosphatidylcholine binding. The transcript has 9 exons. NCBI's taxonomy places the organism in Eukaryota, Metazoa, Chordata, Mammalia, Rodentia, Bathyergidae.